CAGUGGAGCUCCAGCAUCCUUGCCGAAGACACCGAGGCGACAGAGCCAUUUUGACCGUCUUCGGUGUGAAAAGGCGGCCGAACAACCACCUUCCCCCUUCCUCCCUGCGACCCCACUGGCGAGGCAGGGCACAGGGCGGUGGGUGGGUACAAGACUCCGUCGGCGGUGUAACGUCAACUCCCUCCCGUUUUAAUGAAGAGGAGAGGCUGCUAGCAGGGGCAGUGCCAGACCUGGAGACCAGAGGGGGCGGAAGGAUCUGCGGAGCCGGGUAUUCAGACAGGCGAGGACGACAAAGUCGGUCUCUACACGGGAGCAGAACGUUAUUGGCACUGCAGAAGCCUGCAGGCCCUACACGUGGGCACUAAAGAAGGCACCCCAAGGUGCUAGGAAGACGGCACCAUGGCAGGAGCCUCUGUGAAGGUGGCGGUGCGUGUCCGCCCCUUCAAUUCAAGGGAGACCGAGAAAGAAAGCAAAUGCAUCAUUCAGAUGUCUGGAAACACCACCACCAUCAUCAACCCCAAGCAGGCCAAAGACAACAAGAGCUUCAACUUUGAUUACUCCUACUGGUCCCACACUUCGCCAGAGGAUGUCAAUUAUGCCUCUCAGAUGCAAGUAUACAAAGACAUUGGAGAGGAAAUGCUGCUGCACGCCUUCGAGGGCUACAAUGUCUGCAUCUUUGCUUAUGGCCAGACAGGCGCUGGCAAGUCCUACACCAUGAUGGGGAAGCAGGAUGUCAAGGAUCAACAAGGAAUAAUUCCCCUGCUAUGUGAAGAUCUUUUCACCAAGAUCAGUGACAAUACAGACAACAGCAUGUCCUAUUCUGUGGAGGUAAGCUACAUGGAAAUCUACUGUGAACGUGUGCGGGACUUGCUGAACCCAAAAAACAAGGGACACCUGCGUGUGCGAGAGCACCCCCUUAUGGGGCCUUAUGUGGAGGACCUGUCUAAGCUGGCUGUCACCUCCUACAAUGACAUCCAGGACCUGAUGGACUCUGGCAACAAGGCCAGGACUGUCGCUGCCACCAACAUGAAUGAGACAAGCAGUCGCUCGCAUGCUGUCUUCAGCAUCAUAUUCACUCAGAAACGCCACGACACUGACACAGAGAACACCUCGGAGAAGGUCAGCAAAAUAAGUUUGGUGGAUUUGGCCGGCAGUGAGAGGGCAGAUUCCACUGGAGCCAAAGGGACCAGACUUAAGGAAGGAGCGAACAUCAACAAAUCUCUGACCACACUGGGGAAAGUCAUCUCUGCUUUGGCAGAAGUGGACUCUGGACCAAAUAAGAAUAAAAAGAAGAAGAAAGCGGAAAGCUUCAUCCCCUACAGAGAUUCAGUCUUGACCUGGUUACUGAGAGAAAAUCUGGGGGGGAAUUCUCGUACUGCGAUGGUAGCUGCCCUCAGUCCAGCUGACAUCAACUAUGAUGAGACCCUCAGUACACUCAGAUACGCAGAUCGCGCCAAACAGAUUCGCUGUAACGCUGUCAUCAAUGAGGAUCCCAACAACAGAUUGGUGCGGGAGCUGAAGGAGGAGGUGUCUCGUCUGAAGGAUCUGCUCUAUGCCCAGGGCCUGGGUGACAUCAUUGAGACAUAUCGGGUAUCUGGUGCUGAGAUAGAGGGUUUGCCAUACCUAUCCGAUUACAAGAACAAUAACAAUAAAGACCAAGCUGUGAAUCAAAGGGAUGAUCUCUCCACAGUGACCAAUGCCAUGACAGGGAUGAGUCCCUCUCCGUCUCUCUCUGCCUUGACCAGCCGUGCUGGAUCCAUCGCCAGCCUGCACGACCGCAUUCUGUUCAGCCCAGGCAGUGAGGAGGCCAUCGAGCGGCUGAAGGAAACAGAGAAAAUCAUUGCUGAACUCAAUGAGACUUGGGAAGAAAAACUUCGGCGAACAGAAGCCAUUAGAAUGGAAAGAGAGGCUUUGCUGGCAGAAAUGGGUGUAGCAAUAAGAGAAGAUGGUGGGACAGUUGGUGUGUUCUCCCCUAAGAAGACGCCUCAUUUAGUGAACCUCAAUGAGGAUCCUCUGAUGUCUGAGUGCCUGCUGUACUACAUUAAGGAUGGGAUCACCAGGGUCGGUCGUUUGGAUGCCAGUAGCCGUCAGGACAUAGUCCUCAGUGGCCAUUUCAUCAAGGACGAGCACUGUACCUUUACCAGUUCUGCUGGUCCAGUGGGAGAAAUACUGGUUGUUCUAGAGCCAUGUGAAGGAGCUGAGACUUAUGUCAAUGGAAAGAGAGUGACAGAGCCCACCGUCCUCAAAUCAGGAAAUCGCAUCAUCCUGGGGAAGAGCCACGUGUUCCGCUUCAACCACCCUGUGCAGGCCAGGGCUGAGAGGGAGAGGACCCCCUGUGCUGAAACACCUGUUGAGCCUGUGGACUGGGCCUUUGCCCAGCGGGAGCUGCUGGAGAAACAGGGCAUUGACAUGAAACAGGAAAUGGAGCAGAGGCUGCAGGAGUUGGAAGACCAGUAUCGCAAAGAAAGAGAAGAGGCCAACAACCUUCUGGAGCAGCAAAGACUGGAUUAUGAGAGUAAGCUGGAGGCUCUUCAGAAGCAAGUGGACCGUUAUUACCCAGAAGCCCUCGAAGAAGAAGAGGAGCCAGAAGAAGAAGUGCAAUGGACAGAGAGGGAGAGAGAGCUAGCCGUGUGGAGCUUUCGAAAGUGGAGGUUCUACCAGUUUACUUCUCUGCGUGACUUGUUAUGGGGAAAUGCCAUUUUCCUCAAGGAGGCCAAUGCCAUCAGUGUGGAACUCAAGAAGAAGGUCCAGUUCCAGUUUGUGCUGCUGACAGAUACUCUCUACUCCCCCCUGCCACCAGACCUGUUGCCCCCAGAGGCAACUAAAGACAGAGAAAAGCAUCAUUUCCCACGCACCAUUGUGGCUGUGGAGGUGCAGGAUCAGAAAAAUGGAGCCACUCACUACUGGACAUUGGAAAAACUAAGGCAGAGGCUCGAUCUCAUGAGAGAGAUGUAUGACCGUGCUGCUGAUGUGCCCAACACCACCAGUGAGGACUGUGAAAGUGCGAUGACAGGAGGCGACCCCUUUUAUGACCGCUUCCCCUGGUUUCGUCUGGUUGGCAGAAAUCCCAUUUUCAACACAUGCAUGAGCGAGCGCAUGAGUGACCCUACCCCAUCCCCGACCCUCUCCAACUCUGAAAUUACUGAACUGGCUGACUCGCAGCGGGAGGGUCGAGGGGAGGAGGACUUGGAGGAAUUGGAGGACCUGGAUGAUGAUAUCUUUUUGGACGACCCAUGCUCGGAGCUUGGGGGAGAGGAUAAUGAUGAUGAUGAUGAUGAUGAUGAUGAUGAUGAUGAGGGAGAGCUCUGCCGAGGCUCCAGCGAAGGCCAGGAUCCCUUUUACGACCGCUCACCAUUAUUCAGUGUAGUGGGAAGGGCUUUUGUUUAUCUGAGUAACCUACUGUACCCGGUUCCUCUUGUCCACCGCGUGGCCAUCGUCAGUGAGAAGGGAGAAGUGAAGGGCUUCCUUCGAGUGGCAGUGCAGGCCAUAUCAGCUGAUGAGGAAGCUCCCGACUACGGCUCAGGAGUGAGGCAGUCAGGCACAGCCAAAAUCUCAUUUGAGGAUCAGCAAUAUGAAAAGUUCCAGUCAGAGUCCUGCUCUGUUGGACUGUCCCGCAUAGGGAUUUCCCAGGAGGAGCUUCGUAUUGUGGAGGGGGAGGGGCAGAACGCAGAAAUGGGACCCUCAGCUGAUGAGGUCAACAACAACACUUGUGCAGGUACUGGUGCAGACGAGCAGGAGAGUCUGUUAAAGGCCAGUCUGGAUGGCCCGCUGGAUGCUCUGGAGCACCUCAGGAUUGGUAGUGUGUUUACCUUCAGGGUGACUGUCCUGCAGGCCUCCAGCAUCUCUGCAGAAUACGCUGACAUCUUCUGCCAGUUCAAUUUCAUCCACCGCCACGAUGAGGCCUUCUCCACUGAACCCCUAAAAAACACAGGCCGUGGGCCUCCUCUAGGCUUCUACCAUGUGCAGAAUAUUGCUGUUGAAGUUACUAAAUCCUUUGUUGAUUACAUCAAGACUCAGCCAAUUGUGUUUGAGGUGUUUGGGCACUACCAGAAACAGCCUUUUCUUCUUUUCUGUAAAGAUGUCAUCAGUCCACUGCGACCCUGCAGAAAACAGUUCCCACGAGUGAUGCCUCUGUCCAAACCAGUACCUGCCACCAAGCUGACAGCCAUGACCCGCCCGCAGGCUGGACCCUGCCAAUGUAAAUACGAUCUCAUGGUGUUCUUUGAGAUCUGUGAGCUGGAGGCCAAUGGAGACUACAUCCCUGCAGUGGUUGACCACAGAGGAGGAAUGCCUUGCCAUGGCACAUUCCUACUGCACCAGGGCCUCCAGAGGAGAAUCGCUGUUACUAUUGUACAUGAAUCAGGAGGUGACAUUGAAUGGAAAGAAGUCCGUGAGCUUGUCGUGGGACGCCUUCGCAGCACCCCUGAAGCUGAUGAGACCAUCAUUGACCCCAAUAUUCUCUCUCUCAACAUCUUGGCUGCCGGGUAUGUCGGGCCCAUGCAAGAUGACCGACAGUUUCUUGAUUCGGACAUGCCUAGCAUUUCCUUGGGAGUUGACCAUAGGACCUUCUACCGGUUUGAGGCCGCUUGGGAUAGCUCCAUGCACAAUUCUUUGCUUCUAAAUCGAGUCACUCCACAUGGGGAAAAAAUCUACAUGACCCUCUCAGCCUAUCUGGAGAUGGAAAACUGCACCCAGCCUGCAGUCAUAACCAAAGAUAUCUGCAUGGUGUUUUACUCUCGGGACACAAAGCUCUCAGCCUCCCGCUCUAUUCGCAACCUUUUUGGUACUGGAAGCCUGAGAGCAGCAGAUGGAAACCGUGUAACCGGAGUUUAUGAAGUCAGCUUAUGUAACCUGGCAGAUGCUGGAAGCCCAGGUAUGCAGAGGAGACGCAGGCGGGUGCUGGACACCUCAGUGGCCUACGUCCGUGGGGAAGAGAACCUGGCUGGGUGGAGGCCCCGCAGUGACAGCCUCAUUCUGGACCACCAAUGGGAACUGGAGAAACUCAGCCUCCUUCAAGAUGUAGAGAAGACCAAGCAUUAUCUCUUGUUGAGGGAGAAACUGGAGUCCACCCUACUCAUGGGUGAGGAGUUCCUGCAGUCCUGUGUCACAGAGGAGCUGAGUGAGUCUCCUCAGCCCCCUGAGGUGGACCAGGAGGCCAGCUCCAGCACUGAAAUCACUACUGAGAGGCAGAGGGAGCUUGCUACCAAGUGUUUGCGGCUGCUCACUCACUCCUUUAACAGAGAAUACAGCCAUGUGUGUGUCAGCGCAAGUGAAAGCAAGAUCUCAGAGAUGUCUGUCACAACACUAAGAGACUCCACUUCGAUCUCUGCUCUCAACACAAUCGCACCCUCCUCAACAUGCCCUUCACUAAUUGAGGGUUUCUAUGACAAUGCUGAACUCAGACCACCUACACCUCGCUCUUGUGCUGUCAGCCCCAGCCCUGACACACAACAAAACCUCGAACCCAUAAAUAUGUCCCUGAUAUCCAAGAGAUUAGAGUCAGCCCCAUUGUGUCAAAGAAGGGUUAUAUACAUUUCUUGGAGCCACACACCAACGGGUGGGUGAAGCGCUAUGUCGUUGUGCGGCGGCCAUACGUCUAUAUCUACAACACAGAAAGAGACGCUGUGGAGCGAGCUAUUCUCAAUCUCUCCUCAGCCCAGGUGGAG
Messenger RNA from Monopterus albus (swamp eel), 5666 nucleotides. It is a transcript of the gene kif1aa, whose product is annotated as kinesin family member 1Aa. NCBI's taxonomy places the organism in Eukaryota, Metazoa, Chordata, Actinopteri, Synbranchiformes, Synbranchidae. The transcript is spliced from 49 exons. The record is from RefSeq and is a predicted model, not a curated record. Gene Ontology annotation, molecular function: ATP binding; microtubule motor activity; microtubule binding. Gene Ontology annotation, biological process: microtubule-based movement. The coding region runs from base 400 to 5565 and encodes 1721 amino acids.